This is a messenger RNA of Caenorhabditis elegans, 1008 nucleotides long. RefSeq names its product G-protein coupled receptors family 1 profile domain-containing protein (gene Y57A10C.8). The coding region runs from base 1 to 1008 and encodes 335 amino acids. Gene Ontology annotation, cellular component: membrane. The transcript has 7 exons. The record is from RefSeq and is marked reviewed. Lineage: Eukaryota; Metazoa; Nematoda; Chromadorea; Rhabditida; Rhabditidae. Gene Ontology annotation, molecular function: G protein-coupled receptor activity. Gene Ontology annotation, biological process: G protein-coupled receptor signaling pathway; signal transduction.
AUGCAUAAUAAAUUACUAAUUGAGAAACUGUGUUCCAGUUGUAUGGCGAUGGUAUAUCUGGUGACGGACGUGUGCUGUUUGGUGGCUGCCGUGCUGAGCUUCUGCAUUAACUUUUUUAUUAUCACGUGCUUUUUGAGAAAAAAGAUCCCCUGUGCCGAAAACCUUCGCCUCGCCUUGUACCUAGCCAUCGGAGACUUUGCCUACGCACUUGCUGCUUUAAUCCAUGUCGGCUACCUUGCUAUCAACUGGUCAAAUACCUAUUUGGACUACGACCCAUAUGUCAUAAUUUUUACAAACUCGCUUUUACCAGCUUUUUUGAAAUUGGUUAUAGUGAUUAAUUGCUCGAUGGCUCUGGAUCGGUGUUUGGCAAUUUUCUUUCCUGUCCACUACCGGAAUAUCAAUAAAAUCAAAUUUGCCAAUAAUGCUAUGGCACUAGGCUUCAUCUGGUUUCUCUUCGAUUUUUUAUUUCAAAUCUUUUCGUCUGAAUAUCAGCGAGUUCCAAAUUGCGCUACAAUGGCUUGUUUUGUCAAUAAAAUAUUUUUAAAAUAUCUAUCCUAUUCCAAUACGCUCAGCAGUUUCUUCGUAGCUAUUAUGAGUGUUUUGGUGUUUGUGGGGAUUCGGAAGUUUUCCAAGAAAAGAGUUGGCACAUUUACCACCCGAAAGACUUCUACAGUAUUCCGGAAAGCUAACCGAAUUACGGCAGGAAUUUUGUUUGGCUCUCUAUUUUUUGUGGUAUUCCCCUCGUUUUUGGUGAUGGGCUUUGAGGAAGUAACUGGGAAAUCGUUGUUUAUAUCAUUGGGCCCUUUUUAUAUUUUUUCGAUAGUUGUAAAUGGAUUCGCCGAUGGUCUGGUAUUUGUAAUUGUUAAUCGGAAGCACAUAGGGUCUGACAAAAAUCUAGUAGAUUCUACAGUAGGUCCCAAGAAUACAGUAAUACCUGUACUUCACCAACACGGUCCAACAAAUUCAAUGGCUUUACCACCAAUUGUAACUUCUUCCAACUAUUUUUAA